This is a messenger RNA of Cladocopium goreaui, 4050 nucleotides long. NCBI's taxonomy places the organism in Eukaryota, Dinophyceae, Suessiales, Symbiodiniaceae. The record is from the annotation of a GenBank genome assembly.
AUGUUUGGCUUCAAGCAGGUGGAGAACCUGGAGGAUGGCAGCGAGCUCGAGGCUGAUGUUUCUUUUCAAAUGAAACGGUCCACGUUGAAGAAGACGGCUGUAGCACUGGCAACUGCGAUGGUCGUUUGUGUUGGCAUUUUCGCCUUGUCAACGAAUGGCUUCAGCCGCAGCUGCAGCAAUGUUGGAGCUUUGCAAGGCAAGUCUUCUUUGGACCUUAGUUCCGCCAUCCGCAGCACUAGUGAAAAACUGAUCCAGGCAACCAAGAACAACCAAACUCUGGCUGAUGAGACUGUGCUGAAGGCCAUGGUGAAGGCAGGUCGCAAGGUUCAGGACCAUUGGGAGAAGCACCACAUCCGCAAAUUGGACACUCUUAUGACCAUCAGAAGGGUGAAAGGAUUCCGCCAAAGACAAAAGGCCAAACUUGCUGGAAUGGCAGAAUGCUCCUUCAACAUCUUGGAGGCAUUUGUCUCAGUGGUGGGUAUGGGUGAUGACAUCAAUGCCAUCAUUCGCACUUGCCCUGCACCUCGUGAUGGUGAGUCUGAGUUGGCUUGCCAGGUAAACGGUGCCAUCCUGGGUGCUUGGGUGGGCAACCUUGCUGCCAAGCUGGCCUUGGCAGCUUCAGAUUGUGCCUUGAGCCUCAACGUGGAUGCCAUUUGCUCUGCUGGUGUCGCAGGCUUGGUGUCAGCCAUGGGAGAGAUUGCAGCUGGAGCUUCUUUGGGUGUGGCCUGUUCCGGAACUCCGCCACAACUGACCACCACCAAGGUCAGUGUCCUGGGAGAUCAGACCGUCCGGGACAGCCGACGUUUGCUGAUUGGAGAAGGCGCUGUCGGCAAUGGUGUGCAGUGUGGUGUGGAUGUGGGCAUGGUGGCAGCCAACAUUGCAAACAUGGGUCUUGCCAUCAACAAGGCCGUGAAUGUGAACAAGUGCAAAGCGAGCACCUUUCCGCUCACCAUUGAACGUGACUUUCUGGAUGUCAACGCACUUUGUGCUGGCUCCAUAGCUGCGAUCACCACGGGUGCAGCGGCCAUUGUGCCCUACGGCGCAGCAGUGCACGCGGCCUGCGCGAACAACCAUUUCUUGAAGACACCCAAGAGUCAAGCACAGCUUUCGAAAUUGUGGUAUUCCCCAGGCUAUGAUCCUGUGUCAGGCUUGAAGCGUCGACGCUUGACGGAGGAGGAGACGGCUGCUAAGCAACCCUUGAAGGAAAGCUUGUCUCAGAUCGCGGCGAACCGUGAGACUUUGGAGGAGCUGAAGAAGGCGACGGAUGUUCCCAAGCCGGGCAGCACAGAGGCAGACAUGGAGACUCUCUUGAACCUCAUGGGCGGAGAGGACAAGGUGGAGAACCUGGAGGAUGGCAGCGAGCUUGAGGCUGAUGUUUCUAUUCAAAUGAAACGGUCCACGUUGAAGAAGACGGCUGUAGCACUGGCAACUGCGAUGGUCGUUUGUGUUGGCAUUUUCGCCUUGUCAACGAAUGGCUUCAGCCGCAGCUGCAGCAAUGUUGGAGCUUUGCAAGGCAAGUCUUCUUUGGACCUUAGUUCCGCCAUCCGCACCACUAGUGAAAAACUGAUCCAGGCAACCAAGAACAACCAAACUCUGGCUGAUGAGACUGUGCUGAAGGCCAUGGUGAAGGCAGGUCGCAAGGUUCAGGACCAUUGGGAGAAGCACCACAUCCGCAAAUUGGACACUCUUAUGACCAUCAGAAGGGUGAAAGGAUUCCGCCAAGGACAAAAGGCCAAACUUGCUGGAAUGGCAGAAUGCUCCUUCAACAUCUUGGAGGCAUUUGUCUCAGUGGUGGGUAUGGGUGAUGACAUCAAUGCCAUCAUUCGCACUUGCCCUGCACCUCGUGAUGGUGAGUCUGAGUUGGCUUGCCAGGUAAACGGUGCCAUCCUGGGUGCUUGGGUGGGCAACCUUGCUGCCAAGCUGGCCUUGGCAGCUUCAGAUUGUGCCUUGAGCCUCAACGUGGAUGCCAUUUGCUCUGCUGGUGUCGCAGGCUUGGUGUCAGCCAUGGGAGAGAUUGCAGCUGGAGCUUCUUUGGGUGUGGCCUGUUCCGGAACUCCGCCACAACUGACCACCACCAAGGUCAGUGUCCUGGGAGAUCAGACCGUCCGGGACAGCCGACGUUUGCUGAUUGGAGAAGGCGCUGUCGGCAAUGGUGUGCAGUGUGGUGUGGAUGUGGGCAUGGUGGCAGCCAACAUUGCAAACAUGGGUCUUGCCAUCAACAAGGACUUUCUGGAUGUCAACGCACUUUGUGCUGGCUCCAUAGCUGCGAUCACCACGGGCGCAGCGGCCAUUGUGCCCUAUGGCGCAGCAGUGCACGCGGCCUGCGCGAACAACCAUUUCUUGAAAACACCCAAGAGUCAAGCACAGCUUUCGAAAUUGUGGUAUUCCCCAGGCUAUGAUCCUGUGUCAGGCUUGAAACACCGUCGACGCUUGACGGAGGAGGAAGAGACGGCUGCUAAGCAACCCUUGAAGGAAAGCUUGUCUCAGAUCGCGGCGAACCGUGAGACUUUGGAGGAGCUGAAGAAGGCGACGGAUGUUCCCAAGCCGGGCAACACAGAGGCAGACAUGGAGACUCUCUUGAACCUCAUGGGCGGAGAGGACAAGGUGGAGAACCUGGAGGAUGGCAGCGAGCUCGAGGCUGACGUUUCUUUUCAAAUGAAACGGUCCACGUGGAAGACGGCUGUAGCACUGGCAACUGCAAUGGUCGUUUGUGUUGGCAUUUUCGCCUUGUCAACGAAUGGCUUCAGCCGCAGCUGCAGCAAUGUUGGAGCUUUGCAAGGCAAGUCUUCUUUGGACCUUAGUUCCGCCAUCCGCAGCACUAGUGAAAAACUGAUCCAGGCAACCAAGAACAACCAAACUCUGGCUGAUGAGACUGUGCUGAAGGCCAUGGUGAAGGCAGGUCGCAAGGUUCAGGACCAUUGGGAGAAGCACCACAUCCGCAAAUUGGACACUCUUAUGACCAUCAGAAGGGUGAAAGGAUUCCGCCAAGGACAAAAGGCCAAACUUGCUGGAAUGGCAGAAUGCUCCUUCAACAUCUUGGAGGCAUUUGUCUCAGUGGUGGGUAUGGGUGAUGACAUCAAUGCCAUCAUUCGCACUUGCCCUGCACCUCGUGAUGGUGAGUCUGAGUUGGCUUGCCAGGUAAACGGUGCCAUCCUGGGUGCUUGGGUGGGAAACCUUGCUGCCAAGCUGGCCUUGGCAGCUUCAGAUUGUGCCUUGAGCCUCAACGUGGAUGCCAUUUGCUCUGCUGGUGUCGCAGGCUUGGUGUCAGCCAUGGGAGAGAUUGCAGCUGGAGCUUCUUUGGGUGUGGCCUGUUCCGGAACUCCGCCACAACUGACCACCACCAAGGUCAGUGUCCUGGGAGAUCAGACCGUCCGGGACAGCCGACGUUUGCUGAUUGGAGAAGGCGCUGUCGGCAAUGGUGUGCAGUGUGGUGUGGAUGUGGGCAUGGUGGCAGCCAACAUUGCAAACAUGGGUCUUGCCAUCAACAAGGCCGUGAAUGUGAACAAGUGCAAAGCGAGCACCUUCCGCUCACCAUUGAACGUGUUCAAGGGCAUCCCAGAGACACUUUGCACCAUUGACAUUGGUGGUGCUGUGGCGUACAUCGGUGAGGUUGUUACCUUCAUCAAUCUCAUUGUGGUUCACUGUAAGGACUUUCUGGAUGUCAACGCACUUUGUGCUGGCUCCAUAGCUGCGAUCACCACGGGUGCAGCGGCCAUUGCGCCCUAUGGCGCAGCAGUGCACGCGGCCUGCGCGAACAACCAUUUCUUGAAGACACCCAAGAGUCAAGCACAGCUUUCGAAAUUGUGGUAUUCCCCAGGCUAUGAUCCUGUGUCAGGCUUGCGUCGACGCUUGACGGAGGAGGAGACGGCUGCUAAGCAACCCUUGAAGGAAAGCUUGUCUCAGAUCGCGGCGAACCGUGAGACUUUGGAGGAGCUGAAGAAGGCGACGGAUGUUCCCAAGCCGGGCAACACAGAGGCAGACAUGGAGACUCUCUUGAACCUCAUGGGCGGAGAGGACAAGGCGCGUGCCGCCUGGCCAUUUGAAUGCUAG